Molecule: messenger RNA, 2263 nt
Organism: Dermatophagoides farinae (American house dust mite)
Lineage: Eukaryota; Metazoa; Arthropoda; Arachnida; Sarcoptiformes; Pyroglyphidae
Source: RefSeq, a predicted model, not a curated record
ACAACAUCAUCAUCAUCGUCAGAGCUUCAUAUUACAAAUAAUAAUGAUUAUUAUGGCAAUAAUAAUGAUAAUAAUUAUAAAAUGAACGGAACUGAUCAUGAAAUAUUGGAAUUAUUAUUGGGACCAGUUCGUGAUCCAUUGGGUACUGUAUUACCAAUGUCAAUAUUAUAUAUUGUUCUAUUAACCACCGGUACCAUUGGCAAUGUUUGUACUUGUAUUGUGAUUGCACAUAAUCGUUAUAUGCAUACGGCAACAAAUUUUUAUCUAUUUUCAUUGGCCAUUUCCGAUCUAUUAUUAUUGAUACUUGGCCUGCCACAAGAGCUAUUUUUAUUAUGGCAAAAAUAUCCAUACAUUUUUGGUGAAUUUUUUUGUCUUGUACGUGGCCUAUCAUCAGAAACAUCGACAAAUGCAUCAAUAUUGACCAUUACGGCAUUCACUGUUGAACGUUAUGUUGCCAUUUGUCAUCCAUUAAAAUCACAUACAAUGUCACAAUUACCACGAGCUAUUAAAACAAUAUUAGUGAUAUGGGCUGUUAGCGCUAUUUGUGCCUUGCCUGUAGCAUGGCAAUUUGGUAUCAUUUUCAUGAUCAAUAAAUCGAAAACAUUACGAAACAUAUCUCGUCAAUGUGGAAUGAAAGUUGUUUAUAUUGAAUAUGGUUUCGAAACAUCGGCAAUCGUAUUCUUUUUGGUACCAAUUACAUUGAUUACCGUUUUAUAUGUAUUGAUUGGCAUUAAUCUACGUCGUAGUUCACAACAACAUCAAAGUAUCAUAUUGACAGCGACAACAACAAAUCGUGAUCAUUAUCAACAACAGAAUAAUCAUCAUCAUUCGAAUCAUCAUUAUCUAUUUGCAAAAAGUACAAAUGAUCAACAGAAUCAAUUGUUACCAAUGCAUUCAACAUCAAUAUUAAAAUCAUCAUCAUCGGCACGUGAAUUAUCGACAACGACAACGACGACGACGGCGACUAAUCAAAAAGGUUUAAAUAAUAAUUCGAAUGUUAAUCAAAAUUCGAAUCAGAAUUUACAAACAAAUCAUCAACCAUUAUCGACAAAUCAUCGUUCAAGUAUUCUAUAUCAACGUAAUAAUUCCAUUUCAAGCUCGUAUCAGAAACAGAUUGCCUCAAGAAGAUCGGUCAUACGAAUGUUAGUGGCCGUUGUAAUAGCCUUCUUUUUUUGUUAUUCACCAUUUCAUGCUCAACGUGUUUUGGCUACAUCAAUGCAUCGUUAUAAAAUUAAUUCACCAACAAUACAUUAUGUUUAUGUAUUAUUGACACAUAUAUCGGGUAUUACCUAUUAUCUAUCGGCAACAAUAAAUCCAAUACUUUAUCAACUAAUGUCAAGAAAAUUUCGUAUCGCAUUCAAAGAUACAUUUGGUAAUUGUUGUCCUUGUUGGCGGCGUUCAAUGCCCGACAUAACUUAUAUGAAUAUUGUUGGACAGCUAGCGUGUGGUGUUGGUGGUUCAUCAUAUCACCUGAAUCGUAUACCAUCAUUUCAGAAUAAUUAUUCAUUUCGUCGACCAUCAAGUUUCACAAAUAUUGAUCAUCCAUCACAACAUUUACGUAAUUAUUCAUCAAUGAAAUCUAUACAUUCAUUUGAUCCGGUUGUAAUGUCAUCAACAACAGGCACAGCCAUUGUUGGUGAACCAACACCACCACGAACACCUUCUUCGGUGUUGACGUUUCGUUUGGAUUGUCAAGAAAAUGAAUUAACAACUGAUUCAUUAUCCACUUCAACAACAACAAUGAGAAAAAAUUCCGAUCAAACAACAAUUGUGGUUAAUAAUGUGGAUAAUAGUAGUAAUGUCAAUGUUGCAUUAACAAUUCAAGAUAAUAAUAGUAGUGAACAAUCAAAAUCAUCACAGAAUUCCACAACAAGACCAUUGGUUAAAUUUAAACAAUUUCUUGAAGUACCUUCAGUAAAAUUCUAGAUCAAACAACAACAACAACAACAAAAAAAGAUAACACAAUCAUUUCAAUCUGACAACAUGCAUUCAUCCAUGCACAAAACAUUGAACAAUAAAUGAAACGCUUCACUGAUUCUCGUGGAUAUGUAUAAGCGACAAUUUUGGAAUCAUCUAAAAUGAAUCGGCCAAAUUUUUAGCAAGAAUCGACAAAAAAACAAGACCAAUCCGAUCCGAACGAUCGACCAAAAUUAUUUUUCCUCGUGAUUUAUUCAUCAAUGAUGGUCUAGGGUAAUUUUUUUUUUUUUCCAUUCAAUUUGUUAUUCCAUGGAAAACUAAACAAAUCUCUUGCUAUUUGAUUCUA